Molecule: messenger RNA, 857 nt
Organism: Erigeron canadensis
Lineage: Eukaryota; Viridiplantae; Streptophyta; Magnoliopsida; Asterales; Asteraceae
Exons: 4
Coding region: 1-783 (260 amino acids)
Source: RefSeq, a predicted model, not a curated record
AUGCUAGGAGCUCACGGCGGCGACGGCGAUGGGAGGGAUCCGCACCGAUCGUGGUGGAAGAAAAUAUCAGGCUGCAAAAACAGCGGCUCGAAGAAAACACCACCACCACCAAGAGGGGCAGCCAAAAAUCUAAAACUUGAGGCUGCCUUGAAGAAAAAUGGAGGCCCGUUACCCAUGUACUUCGACUACAAAUCAAAGACCUUUCAGUCGAUCGGGGACUACGGGGCUAUGUACAAAUCUUUGUUAGGCUCGUUGAUCGGAGAUGUCCCCCAGUACUACGAGUCAUGGGACGAUGUGCCUGAGUCUAUGAGGGACCAUAUUUUGGAGGAAGUACAGCGCUAUUUUGUGAUGGACCAGUACUUAGAGCUUGAUGAGGACGACCCCACCCGGAAGGCAGCAAAACUGGCUUUCCGUGCUGAUGCAGCUAGCAUAUAUAGGCAGAGAAAGUCAAAAUUCAAAUCUCAGCAUUUUACAGCACGGGGGGGUGUAGGCUCAGCAGAUACCCUGCAGACAGCACCGCCAACUGGUAUGGACCCGGAAGAGUGGGGAAAACUAUUGAGUUUCUAUACGAGGGAUGACCGGGUGAAGCGGGCCGAGACAAACAAGACAAACCGGUCCAAACAGGCGGUGGGGACUCAGGGUCGGCGAUCUAUUUCUCUUGCCCACGAUCGGGCGUUGGCCAAGCACCAUAACGAAAAGAAGGAGGGGCCACCCCCCACGUGGGAGUCGACUUGGGCGGCAACCCACAGACUACAACCUCCGGAAGUUGCGGUAUAUACAUAACUUUAAGUUAAAUUACUUUUAAUUACUGCUCCAUUUAUUAAACUUACCUUACUAUUUAUAUGCAGUCCCGUCUG